Molecule: messenger RNA, 891 nt
Organism: Racocetra fulgida
Lineage: Eukaryota; Fungi; Glomeromycota; Glomeromycetes; Diversisporales; Gigasporaceae
Source: the annotation of a GenBank genome assembly
AUGGAUUCUAAGAAUUAUGAGAAUGUUGAUCAAAUCUUGAUAAAAAGAAAAUGGUCAUUAGCUUUCAAUUUAUUACUUAAAGAAUCAACAAACCAAAAGUUAUUUGAAUAUUUAUCAAGUGAUGCAAACUACAUUGUUGCAUAUUUUAUCGAAAACUUGAAGGAUUAUGAUGAUUUAUAUUUAAUAGAGAAUGUGGAUGAAAAAAAAGCGAACAAAGUAUGGAAUGAAGCUAUCAAUUUAUUAACUGAAAGACCAUUUUCAACAACCAUGCAAGAUGCUGAAGAUAAGCUGCUAGCUGAAAUGCGUCAUAUAUAUAAAUCAGAUUCUGCAUGGAAUUGGAUUGCUGAAGAGUUUUCCAAAGAAACAUUCUCAAAUGAUCAAGAAAUAUUGAAUUUUUUUAACCAAUUCACAUUCAGAAUAAUUGAUUUUGAAUUUCUCAACAAAUUUGCAAAUGGAAUCGUCAAUCUCAAUGAAGCUGAAAAUUUCUUUUUUCGAGCACGCCUUAAAAUUGCUAUCAUUUUAUCUACAAAUAAUCAAUUAAUCUCACCUCAGCAAGCAAAACUAUUUUUAAGUCUGCAUAUUUAUAACGAUAAAUUAUUAAAAGAAGAAAAAAUAUGCAUUCAUAAUUAUAUUCAAUAUGAUUAUAUUAAUGAUCUUAAACGCUCAAUCUUUGAUGACAUAAUCAAAGCCAAGAAAGUUUUAGAAAUGACAUUACCUAAUUCAUGGGAUGAAAUAAUGAAUGCUAACAAAUUAUUUGAAAAAGGAACAUUUGACGUGAGUGAAGAUGACAUGAAUGAAAUCAAAAAGCAAUUCUUAGUUUCGGAUAAAGCAUCACAAAUUAUAUCACCAAAACUUCCAGAUAACAAUAAAUCUAAUGAAAUUAGUUUGGAU